This is a messenger RNA of Syngnathoides biaculeatus (alligator pipefish), 3299 nucleotides long. Its product is annotated as electrogenic sodium bicarbonate cotransporter 4-like. The transcript is spliced from 24 exons. NCBI's taxonomy places the organism in Eukaryota, Metazoa, Chordata, Actinopteri, Syngnathiformes, Syngnathidae. Gene Ontology annotation, molecular function: monoatomic anion transmembrane transporter activity; sodium:bicarbonate symporter activity; solute:inorganic anion antiporter activity. Gene Ontology annotation, biological process: transmembrane transport; monoatomic anion transport; bicarbonate transport. Gene Ontology annotation, cellular component: plasma membrane. The record is from RefSeq and is a predicted model, not a curated record.
GCGACGAGCACGAAGACGCCGACGACUCCCCUGGAAUUCUGGACCGCGUCGACCCUUCGGUGUCGCCGGCGGCAGAGCGUCUUCGUCACAUCCUGGGGGAGGACGACGGGGGGCCCACGCCCACCAUCUUCACCGAGAUGGACACCCUGCAGCAGGAGGGCGGAGAGCUGGAGUGGAAGGAGUCGGCCAGGUGGGUGAAGUUCGAGGAGAAGGUGGAGGAGGGCGGCGAGCGAUGGAGCAAACCUCACGUGUCCACGCUGACCCUGCACAGCCUCUUUGAGCUGCGCACGUGUCUGCAGACCGGAAACAUCCUUCUGGACCUGGAGGCUUACUCGCUCGCGCAGAUUGUCGACGAGAUGGUGGCGCAUCAUAUGGCGGACGGUUUGUUCCCGGAGGACGUGAAGGAGAAGAUCAUCUUUGUGUUGCUGCGUCGACAUCGUCAUCAGACCAAGAAGCCCAUCCAUCGCUCGCUGGCCGACAUCGGAAAGUCUGCGUCAGCGUCGUCGUCGGCCGCGACCUCCAACCGUAGUCCUCAGGCCAACCUGAGUCGUAGCGCUAGCUCCGCCUCCGGCGUCCAUCGCUCCACCGAUGACCUGCGAACGCGACGCUCCGGCAGCCUGGGACGCCUGCAUCACGCACAGAGUCGCAGCAUGAAUGACAUUUCUGAGACGCCCAACUCUGACCAGCUGAAGAACAAAUUCAUGAAGAAGAUUCCCCGCGACGCCGAGGCCUCAAACGUCCUGAUCGGUGAGGUGGACUUUCUGGACAAACCCUUCGUCUCCUUCGUGCGAUUGGCUCAGGCUACGACGCUUGGCGGCCUCACUGAAGUCCCGGUUCCCACCAGGUUCCUCUUCAUCCUGCUGGGUCCUCAUGGCAAGACCAGGUCGUACAACGAAAUCGGCCGCGCCAUCGCCACACUGAUGGUGGAUGACCUGUUCAGCGACGUGGCCUAUAAGGCGAGGGACCGCGAGGACCUGAUCGCCGGCGUGGACGAGUUCCUGGAUGAGGUCAUUGUCCUCCCUCCGGGCGAAUGGGAUCCCAAGAUCCGCAUUGAACCCCCCAAGAAAGUUCCAUCGGCGGAGAUGAGGCAGGAGCUUUGUGCCGUCAAACAAUAACAACGUCAUUGGUCCCGGAUGCAACACUCAAGUGCUUCUUGUUCUGCAACUUUCAGGAAGUCUGUGCUGAACCUGAAUGAGCUGGCCCAGAUGAACGGCUCGGCUGGUGGGGCGGCCGGCGGGGAAGAUGAGCAACUUCCUGUGCAACACGAGGUUGGUGAGGAGCUCAAGUUCACUGGCAGGCUUGGUGGCGGCCUGUGGUUGGACAUUAAGAGGAAGCUGCCGUGGUACUGCAGCGAUAUCUAUGACGGCUUCCACAUCCAGACGGUCUCGGCCGUGCUCUUCAUCUACUUGGGGUGCAUCACCAAUGCCAUCACCUUCGGUGGCCUGCUGGGCGAUGCCACUGACAACUACCAGGGUGUGAUCGAGAGCUUCCUGGGCACAGCACUGGCAGGAACAGUUUUCUGUUUGUUUGGAGGGCAGCCACUCAUCAUCCUCAGCUCCACCGGACCCAUCCUCAUCUUUGAGAAGCUCCUCUACGAGUUCUGCAAAAACAACAGCAUGGACUACAUGGAGUUGCGGCUGUGGAUCGGUAUCCACUCUUGUCUACAGUGCUUUAUCUUGGUUCUGACGGAUGCCAGCUACAUCAUCCAGUACAUGACCCGCUUCACAGAGGAAGGGUUCUCCAGUCUCAUCUCCUUCAUCUUCAUCUCAGACGCCAUAAAAAAGAUGGUGGGUGCCUUCAAGUAUUACCCCAUCAACCGCACCUUCAAGCCCGACUACGUGACGUCCUACAGGUGUGACUGCGUCCCUCCAGACCAGCCUUUCCCUUGGAACGCUUCAGCUCCUCUUGCUGACGACAACAUGUCACUUCUGUUCAAUGUAAGCGAUGUGGACUGGAGUCAGCUGAGCAAGAAGGAGUGCAUGAAGUACGGCGGAGCUCUGGUGGGCCAAGCGUGCAAGUACGUCCCCGACCUGGCGCUCAUGUCCUUCAUCCUGUUCUUCGGGACGUACUCCACGACUGUCACGCUCAAGAAGUUCAAGUUUAGUCGCUACUUCCCCACCAAGCUGCGUCAGUUGAUCAGCGAUUUUUCCAUCAUCGUCACGAUCCUGCUCUUCUGCGGACUGGAUUUGCUGCUGGGACUGGACACUCCCAAACUGCACGUUCCCAUGCAUAUUAAGCUAAGGAAGCUAAUCAGUGAUUUUGCCAUCUUCAUGUCAAUCAUGUCCUUUGUGGCUCUGGAUAUGUUGAUGGGUUUAGACACGCCCAAACUGAUCGUUCCCACUGAGUUGAAGCCCACCCGCGCCGACCGCGGCUGGCUGGUGAUGCCGUUCGGUCGGAACCCGUGGUGGUGGUACCUGGCCAGCUUCGUGCCGGCCCUGCUGGUCACCAUCCUGAUCUUCAUGGACCAGCAGAUCAGUGCCGUCAUCGUCAACCGCAAGGAGAACAAACUUAAGAAAGGUUGCGGGUACCACUUGGACCUGUUCUGGGUAGGCAUCCUGAUGGCGGUGUGCUCCUUCACGGGUCUGCCCUGGUACGUGGCCGCCACCGUCAUCUCUAUCGCGCACAUCGACUCACUCAAGAUGGAGAGCGAGUCCAGCGCCCCCGGGGAGCAGCCCCAGUUCUUGGGGGUUCGCGAGCAGAGGCUGACCGGAACACUCGUCUUCGUCCUCACCGGACUUUCCGUCUUCCUUGCUCCCGUCCUGCAGUACAUCCCCAUGCCGGUGCUUUAUGGCGUCUUCCUGUACAUGGGCGUGGCCUCGCUGAGCGGCAUCCAGUUCUGGGAGCGCAUCAAGUUGUACCUGAUGCCGCCCAAGCACCAGCCGGACUUCGCCUUCCUGCGUCAUGUUCCUCUGCGCCGAGUCCACCUCUUCACCCUGGUACAGAUCACCUGCCUGGCUGUCCUCUGGGUCCUCAAGUCCACCUUCCUGGCUAUCAUCUUCCCUGUGAUGAUCUUGGGUCUGAUGGUGGUGCGGAAGCUUCUGGAUCUGAUGUUUUCCCAGCACGACCUGGCCUGGCUGGACAACAUCCUGCCCGACAGAGAGAAGAAGAAGAAAAAGAAGAAGACGGCGGCCGACACCGAGAGCGACGAGGAGGAUCGAGAGGCGCCGGAGCCUAUCCCAGCCGACUUCGGGCGAAAGGCGAACUGCAGCCAGAACCGGUCGCCGGUCGGUCGCAGGGCGCAUGUAGACACAGUCGACUCUUGGCACUCACGUUCACGUCACUGAGUGGGAACCGAGCCU